CCCGGGGACAUCUAAACUCCCCACAAGUGGCGUUUGUUGUACGUUACCUAAUCGUUUGAGUGAUGUCUGUCAGCUUAAACCAGUGGUUGCUUUUUGACAUUAAAGAAAAUGUCUAAAGCGGGUUUAAAGUGUCCGAACUGCGGCUCCUCCAACAUCGUGAACGAUGACCUGUACUCACAGGCGCAGCUGGUUUGUGUGGAAUGCGGCGCGGUGGUUUCUGAGGGGAGUUUGGCUGAUGACCCUCUGUGGGGUACAGAUGUCAGCUACAGCAGGACCACAGCGGUGAAAAAAAACCCCUGCCUCAAUCUGAUAAAAGGUCUGGAGCGGGUGAAAGAAAUAUGUCGGAUCCUCAGGCUCAACGCUGAAAUCGAGCAUCUAGCACAGACGUAUUUCAGAACCGCCUACCAGCACGAGAGCUUCAUCAAUGUGACCCUCCAGAGGAAGGAGGUGCUGGCUGGCUGCUGUGUCUGCAUCAGCUGCAGACAGCGGAAUUGGCCGAUCACUCUAGGAACCAUCUGCUGCGUGCUAAAUGCUGAAGAGACACUGUUAGGAGGCGUUUAUCAGGAAAUGCUCAAGAUCCUUAACAUCCAGGCUCCGUUUGUCAGUGUGGUAGAAGUCAUAGAAACACACGUUCAUGAGUACAAAAUAAGCAAACAAGAUGUCCCAGAAGACUUUGCUGAGGAUCCUAAGGUGUUGACUAAACGGGCAGUGGAGCUGGUGGAGCUGGCCGGAGAGUCCUGGAUCGUGACCGGACGAAGGCCCCUUCCGCUCAUGAUGGCAGCUACGUAUUUGGCCUGGCAGUCCUUGAACCCCAACAGACAUCGCCUCAAGUUCUCCCUGGACAAAUUCUGUAAUAUGGCCAAAGUGCGAAAGCGCAGAGCAGCUGCAACUAGAAUAACUGAGCUGAAGGAGGUGCUUUGUAGGCUUGGAAAGGAGCUUCCCUGGGUUACGGAAGCGGUGACAGAAAGCGAUGUUGUUCCCCUUGUGGGGGAUAUUCUAAAGUACAGGCAUAGCCUGCUAGCGAGGGCUCUGAAAACCCAUGAGAAGGCUUUGGAAGCCAAUUGCGCUCAGACGAGCACUUUGAACCAUCCAACAGAUGAGGUGGUGCCAACUCAACAUUCCGAAAGCAGGAAUGAAAACGAAAGUACUUCCUCUGUGGUGCAGCUCUCUCCCAGUAACAAAGGGGAAAACCAAGGAGAUAAAAACGAUGAUCAGAGUGAAGAACCAGUACCAAACUGGGGUAAAAAGGUCCUGUUUGCUCCUCCGUGUGUGAUUAAUGCCAAGAGGAGAAGGGUCGAGCGGCGUGUCGAGAACUGUACCGGCGAUGAGGAAAUCUCUGACGGUGAGAUCGAUUCCUACAUCCGCUCUCCACAAGAAGCUCGAGACUUUGCCCUCAUGCAGAAGAUGCUGUCUUUGCCCAACAGUGAGAAUUCAUAGCUAACCUGCCCUUCAAUAAGGAGGAAACUUUCACUAUGUUAUUGAGCUAUUUUUUUUUGCAUCGCAUGUUCUAUACAACUAAACAUGCAACUUUCGUAUCUGUUAUAGACUCUACCUUUGUUCUUUUUAUUUAAUCUGAAUAAAACAAGAUGCCCUCAAGUU
Messenger RNA from Cyprinodon tularosa, 1599 nucleotides. RefSeq names its product BRF2 RNA polymerase III transcription initiation factor subunit (gene brf2). The coding region runs from base 109 to 1437 and encodes 442 amino acids. The transcript is spliced from 4 exons. The record is from RefSeq and is a predicted model, not a curated record. Gene Ontology annotation, molecular function: TBP-class protein binding; RNA polymerase II general transcription initiation factor activity. Gene Ontology annotation, cellular component: nucleus; transcription preinitiation complex. NCBI's taxonomy places the organism in Eukaryota, Metazoa, Chordata, Actinopteri, Cyprinodontiformes, Cyprinodontidae. Gene Ontology annotation, biological process: transcription preinitiation complex assembly; transcription initiation at RNA polymerase II promoter.